Messenger RNA from Populus euphratica (Euphrates poplar), 2646 nucleotides. Its product is annotated as serine/threonine-protein kinase PEPKR2-like. Gene Ontology annotation, biological process: protein phosphorylation. NCBI's taxonomy places the organism in Eukaryota, Viridiplantae, Streptophyta, Magnoliopsida, Malpighiales, Salicaceae. Gene Ontology annotation, molecular function: ATP binding; protein kinase activity. Bases 809 to 2212 code for a protein of 467 amino acids. The record is from RefSeq and is a predicted model, not a curated record. The transcript is spliced from 5 exons.
GAGAUUCCAACGGUUGUUGUCGUUCACGUGUAGACAAGUGUCCUUUUUCUUUUUCUCUCUAAAAAUCAAAAAUCAAAAACUAAACUUCGGCUAGUUGAAGGAAACUUUCCCUUUCCAUGAAAUCCUUCUUUAAUCCUCCUUAAACAACCAUAAAGUUUCAAUCUUUCUUUCAUUUCUUCCCCAUGAAGGUAUGGUGUUACAAUCACAUCCUUCCUUAGCAUUCUUUGUCCAGUUUCUGUUUGCUUCCUGGGAAAAUAUAAGAAAACAAAAGGUAACUGGGGUCUUUUCCUUCUUUCUUUCUUUUUUCUUUUCUUUUUGGGAUUAGAUAGUGAGUUAAUGGAAUUAACUAGACCAAACCCACUUAUGUUUUAGCUUUACUUGAGUUGGGUAUUUGCUUUUUUCACUGUUAGUUCCUUUUUGUUUCCCCAGUUUCGAGCAAACAAGUUGGGUUUUGUAUAGUUUUUUUUUUUUUUGUUGUCGUUGGUUUUGUUAAGUGGAAAUUUUUGUUCUGUUAGGUACUAAAUAGAUUUUGUUUAUUAAUCCAAGUCAAUCAAUGUCUGAAGUCUUUGAAUCAUCGAUGAGUAUGGAUCGGAAGAAGAAGAACAAGAGGCUUCUGGUGUUCAAAGAAUGUAUGCAAAGAUCCAGUCUUGUGAUAGAGUGCUUGUUGCUUUGAUUUCACUUGAAGAGAGUUUUAGGUUAUCUUUAUUCCUUUUGUAAAUUUUUGGAGCAAUGUUAUUAGUGUAAGGAUGUAAUAAUUUUCUGGGUUGCAUGGUUGUGGUGUUUUGGAAUUGCUUGAUUUUAAAGUUUGAUGGAAUCCUUAAGAAGGAAGAGGAAGGGCUUAGAAAUUUUGCCUUCAUUUUGCAAGUCCCUUGCUCCAUUAACAGUGAUGUGGCCGCGGUUGUCAUUGGGAGAUUAUUCGAGGCAAAGGAAGAAGUAUAAGGAAGAUGAGGAUAAAGAAGCUGUUGGUUCUAGUAGAAGUGUAGUUAAAGUUGUUUUCACUGCUCCACCUUGUAGGAGUGUCCCUGCAGAUCCACUUUGUAGGGGUCUUAAGAGGAAAAUUGGGUGUAUUGAUGUGGCAACUCAGUUGGGCAGGAAGAAAAAAAUUGAGAAAGAGUAUGACUUGGGUGCAUCUAUUGGGCAAGGGAAGUUUGGGUCGGUGGUUUUGUGUAGAAGUAAAGUGACCGGAGAAGAGUUUGCUUGCAAAAUGCUGCGCAAGGGAGAGGAGCUUGUGCAUCGGGAAGUGGAGAUUAUGCAGCACCUCUCAGGUCAUCCUGGUGUGGUGACAUUGAAGGCAGUGUAUGAGGACUUAGAAUCCUUUUAUCUUGUCAUGGAGCUCUGCACUGGGGGACGAUUGCUCGACCAGAUGGCUAAGCAAAGGCAGUAUCCGGAGCAUAGGGUUGCUAGUAUACUCAAGGAAGUGGUUUCAGUUAUCAAAUAUUGCCAUGACAUGGGAGUUGUUCAUCGGGACAUAAAACCGGAGAAUAUCCUCCUUACAGCCUCUGGGCUGAUGAAGCUUGCAGACUUUGGCCUAGCUGUGAGGAUGUCAAAUGGUCAGAGCCUCAGAGGUGCGGUUGGAAGCCCUGCCUAUGUUGCACCAGAAGUUUUAGCUGGUGAUUAUUCAGAAAAGGUUGAUAUCUGGAGUGCUGGUGUCCUCCUUCAUACUUUGUUGGUUGGCGUGCUUCCAUUUCAAGGUGAUUCAUUGGAUGCUGUCUUUGAGGCUAUUAAGAAGGUCAACCUUGACUUCAAAAGUGAAUUAUGGGAAUCAGUAUCUCAACCUGCACGGGAGUUAGUUGCUCAUAUGCUGACAAGGGAUGUUUCAGCAAGAUUAACUGCUGAUGAAAUACUAGGACAUCCAUGGAUCUUGUUCUAUACAGAACCAACACAGAAGGAACUUAACCAAAAACCAAAGUUUCAAGACCAUGCAACACUGACUUCUCAACAACUAACUGUCACAAAUAGGUUGGAGUCAGAGAGAUACAGGAUAACAGCCAGUGGUUUUCUCAGUGAUGACUCUAGCCUAAUUUUAUCAUCUGAUGGUUCUAGGUCAAGGUUGGAAGAGCAAGACUGUGGAUUGGUUGAUGCUCUCACCGUGGCAAUAUCACGUGUGAGGAUAUCUGAACCAAAGAGAAGCAGGUUGUGUUGGCCCACAAGCCCUAUCCGACAAGAGUGUUCCUCUAACAUUAAGAUUAACAAUCUCUGUACAGCAUUUUGAUCCUGUUGUGUAAAAAUGCUGACUCGGCUGCCAGGCAUCGCCACUGUUAGUUAUAACUGCAACGGAAGAAAACCCUGUGGCAAUGGAUUUGUUGCUGCUUGGAGAAGGAAGAAUAAAGACCAUUAAUAAAACAACCUUUUAGGUGAAAGUAAGUGGCAACUAAAAUAUUCUUGUUUCUUUAAUUUGUGAGAACCAUCUGGUGUUUUAUCGGUGAGCAACUGGUUUCAUUUCUUUCAUUUAGCCUGAUCUGUAUUACUAGUACAAUGUGGCUUCUAAGCUUCCUGUGUAAAUAGCAUGUGUUACUGCUUGGCAUGCUUUGCCUGAAGCUUCAGUUCAAUGUUGGUUUUUUUCAACAAAUGAAGCCUGACAUGUAACAUAUGUACGAUUUUGAGUUGUAGAACUAAAAUGUGUUGAGUGUCUGAUUUUAUUUUGGU